Molecule: messenger RNA, 1710 nt
Organism: Suillus subalutaceus
Lineage: Eukaryota; Fungi; Basidiomycota; Agaricomycetes; Boletales; Suillaceae
Product: acid protease
Exons: 5
Coding region: 324-1538 (404 amino acids)
Biological process (GO): proteolysis
Molecular function (GO): aspartic-type endopeptidase activity
Source: RefSeq, a predicted model, not a curated record
UCUCAGCGUCCCGCACUACUGAUGCGUUUCUAGGUUCUGUAGUAAAAUCCUGCAGGCCAUUCAAAGGUCAUUGCAAGACUUCCACUGCAGCUACUUACCAACUGAUACUAAUUUAUUGCAUAGAUGAAUUUCAUGGGACUUGAAUGUAUCUCCACGCGAUCAUGAGUCUCGUGCCCAGUCGCAUUUCAAGCUAACGUUGUCGCUUCAAGUUCGAAGCUUUGCCAUUGUUCGCCUUCGGUGGUGUUGCCAGAGUAACGUCAUGAUGUUUAAUACCGACUGCCAUAUAAAAAGGCCCAGCUAUAGAUCUAGGGUGGCUCAGGAAGAUGAUUCCCUCUACAUCGUUUCCAGCUCUUCUUGCCCUGCCGGCGCUUGCCUUCCUUUCGCUGUCAGCGAGUGCUUUGCCUCAUGCUCGGACGGCAUCAAGUACAGCUACUCUAAAGCUCGCUGUUAGAAUAAACUCAUACGGGAUCGAGAACAUCGCGGCUGCAGAUCGAGCUCGGAUCCAAGCCUUACGAGCUGGCGGCAGCUCUUCUGUCGAUGCAACCAAUGCUGUGACGGGAUACACUGCUGUCAUUGGCGUGGGGAGUCCAGCAACGAACUACACACUCCUGGUAGACACAGGAAGCUCAAAUACCUGGAUCGGGGCCAAUAAGCCUUACCAACAGACUACCACGAGCCAAGACACAGGCGGUACAGUCUAUGUUACAUACGGCGAUAACAGUUACGUUUCUGGAGAGGAAUACACAGACACGGUAACGCUCAACUCUGAUCUGGUCAUCGACCACCAAUCUAUUGGCGUCGCAUCUGAAGACUCAGGGAUGGAUGGUCUGAAUGGAAUUCUUGGCCUUGGACCAGUUGAUUUAACGCAGGGCACCGUCAGUAAUGCAUAUGAAGUUGCAACUGUGACGGACAACCUCUACGCGCAGAAAAAAAUCAGUUCGGAAGUACUCGGAGUGUUCUUCGCACCUGCUUCCUCUGACGAUAGCAGCGGCGAGCUCACAUUCGGCGGUUAUGACGCAUCUAAAAUUACUGGAGACAUCAGCUAUGUAUCGCUCACAUCAGCAUAUCCAGCGAGUACAUAUUGGGGUAUUGAUCAAUCCAUCAGCUAUGGGUCUACGACCAUUUUGAGCGAGACAGCUGGUAUCGUUGAUACUGGUACCACCCUCAUUCUCAUUGCCUCUGAUGCCUUCGACAAAUACCAGCUUGCUACGGGUGCAACCCUCGAUCAGAGCACUGGCUUGUUACAGAUCUCAUCCGACCAGUACAACCAGCUCUCAUCCUUGUAUUUCACUAUUAGUGGGGUUACUUAUGAGCUCACCCCGAAUGGGCAAAUUUGGCCUCGAUCGUUGAACAGCGCCAUUGGCGGUACCAGUGGCGGCAUAUACCUGGUCAUCAGUUCCACUGGGAGCCCCUCUGGUUCUGGCAUGGAUUUUACGAACGGCUACUGUUUCCUCGAGCGGUUUUACUCUACGUACGACACGACGAACUCCCGAAUCGGGUUCGCCACUACUGAGUACACCUAUGCCACGACAAAUUAGCUACAGUCUUUGGAGAACGUCACACCCGGAGCCGCAUCAACAUACCCACAAGAACAUUCGUUACUUGAGAAUUCGUUACGUACACAUUUCAUUGCAUUCAUUUUAACCCUGUUGAUAUCAUAUACGAGUCAUACUCGUGAACAAUACACUACUGAUCUCAGUUUAAAUGUUC